Messenger RNA from Guillardia theta CCMP2712, 531 nucleotides. RefSeq lists its product as hypothetical. The record is from RefSeq and is a predicted model, not a curated record. Lineage: Eukaryota; Cryptophyceae; Pyrenomonadales; Geminigeraceae. The annotation marks the transcript as partial. The transcript has a single exon.
AGGCAGCGACGAAAGACGAGCGGCAUAUGCGAUCACGGGCGGCAGCGAUCGCGAUGCAAGGACUGCAGGGGAGGGAGCAUAUGCGAGCACGGGCGGCAGCGAUCGGGAUGCAAGGACUGCAGGGGAGGGGGCAUAUGCGAGCACGGGCGGCAGCGAUCGCAAUGCAAGGACUGCGGGGGAGGGAGCAUAUGCGAGCACGGGCGGCAGCGAUCGCAAUGCAAGGACUGCAGGGGAAGCGGCAUAUGCGAGCACGGGCGGAUCCGAUCGCGAUGCAAGGGCUGCGGGGGAGGGAGCAUAUGCGAGCACGGGCGGGAGCGAUCGCAAUGCAAGGACUGCGGGGGAGGGAGCAUAUGCGGGCACGGGCGACGGCGAUCGCAAUGCAAGGACUGCGGGGGAGGGAGCAUAUGCGAGCACGGGCGGAUCCGAUCGCGAUGCAGGGGCUGCGGGGGAGGGAGCAUAUGCGGGCACGGACGGAUCCGAUCGCGAUGCAAGGACUGCGGGGGAGGGAGCAUAUGCAAGCAUGCAAAAGUU